CCGCCGCAACGUCCCGGGUGUGGACGCGGCAGCAGCUCUCGGAGCGGCGGGAUGGAGGCGUCGCGCUGCCGCCCGGGACCCCGCGGGGACAGAUACGGAACAUUUCCAUCACUCAGAAGGUUACCUUGUGCCAGUUUCCGGUUAAAUCCCUCCUCUCCAAAAGUAAACACUGCUCUGACUUCUGUCACCAUGGAUUGCUUUUGCCUGUCCUUGAACUUAAUUGCCUUUGAGGAUGAGACCAUGAAGCUUCGGCAGCUGAAACUAGAUAAUCAGAGAGCGUUACUGGAGAAGAAGCAGAGGAAGAAGCGCCUGGAGCCGCUCAUGGUCCAGCCAAACCCGGAAGCCCGGCUGCGCCGGUCAAAGCCGAGGGGCAGUGAGGAGCACACUCCCCUGGUGGAGCCGCAGGCCCCGCACAACGGCGUCGUCCUGCACGGUGUGUAUUCAGGCGUGCCUCUUCCUGCCGUGGCACCGCUCGCACAGACCCAGGGUGCAGGAGGACUCUCACGGGGACCGAAGGGGAGCAUUAGCAUCGUUACUGGCAUCGACGGUCCCGCUGCCUUCCUGAGGCCAGAUGCUCAAGACUUGGACAGCAAGCCUCAUGUUCUGUCAGUGGGAUCCUCUGCCGCGGAGGAGGACCCUGAGGGGAGCGUGGGUGAGGAGCGCACCUGGGGCCCUGCUUCCAAGCCCGACCUUCAGGAGAUUCUCCAGAAACACGGCAUCUCAGGUAGCUUGAACUUUGAUGAAGAGGAGACUGAUGGGGAGGAGGAGGAAGGGAAGAAACUGAGGUCUCAUUCGCCAAAUUCAGAGACAGAGAGACCCAGUUCUGCGUCCAGCCAGAAGCCAGCCGCGGACACAGGAGCUUCCGGAACUGCAGCCCAGCAAACUGAUAGCCAGCUGGGAGAAAUAGAGAGUUUAGAGGACUUUGCCUACAGUCCUGCCCCUCGAGGCAUCACAGUGAAGUGUCGGAUAACCAGGGACAAGAAAGGAGUGGAUCGCGGUCUCUUCCCCACCUACUAUAUGCACUUGGAAAAGGACGAAAAUCGAAAGAUAUUUCUUCUUGCAGGUAGAAAGCGGAAAAAGAGCAAAACAUCCAACUACCUGAUCUCCACUGACCCAACAGAUUUGUCUCGUGAGGGGGAGAGUUACGUCGGCAAACUCAGGUCCAACCUCAUGGGGACCAAGUUUACAGUUUAUGACCAUGGUGUCAGCCCGGCCAAGGCCCAGGGCCUGGUGGAGAAGGCCUACACCCGGCAGGAGCUGGCCGCCGUGUGCUAUGAAACCAACGUCCUCGGGUUUAAAGGCCCUCGGAAGAUGUCUGUGAUCGUUCCCGGGAUGACCAUGAAUCAUGAACGGAUCCCAUUUCAGCCACGAAAUGACCAUGAGAGCUUGCUUUCAAAGUGGCAAAGCAAGACCAUGGAGAACUUGAUUGAACUGCACAACAAGUCCCCAGUCUGGAAUGACGACACCCAGUCCUACGUCCUGAACUUCCACGGCCGGGUCACACAGGCAUCUGUGAAGAACUUCCAGAUAGUCCACGAAAGUGACCCGGACUAUAUAGUCAUGCAGUUCGGACGUGUGGCCGACGACGUGUUCACACUGGACUACAGCUACCCGCUGUGUGCCCUUCAGGCCUUUGCCAUCGGGCUCUCCAGCUUCGACAGCAAGCUGGCGUGCGAGUGAGGGAGCGGCGGCGCUGGCCUUCUCCCCGCAGAGCUGUCCUGGGCGUAGUCGCCGCCCCUGCUCUUGCCCCAGGACACGCAGAGCGACAGUCUGCCCCUUUAGGGAUGAUCCCUGAGAGUAUGUACGCGUAUCUGUGCACACGUGUGUGGACACACAUAGGUGUGCACACACCACCCCGCCCAGUCCCCACGCCUGCUCGGGGAUCACAGCCUGACCGGGUGGGAGACGGUUCGAAGCCCGGAGAGGCUCUUGUCCAGUGCAGGGGACUCCUGAAGUCAGUGCCCAGCAGAGUCAGAAUUCUUGUGCCUGGAAAUUUGCAGCCAAAGUGAGCUUCUUAGAUAUGCGAGUCUCCUUUUUUGAAGACCUUUUCAGAGAGGGAGAGUUCCCUGAACUACCUUUAUCUCCAGGCCUGCAAACUUUCCCUGUAAACAGCUGGUAUUGUCUUAACACUGCGCUGCUCUGCGGUGGCCGGUUCAUCCACGGGGCCGCGGCUGUGUCCCUGACACGGGCGGCAGGCCAGCCCCUCCUGCGGGCGUCCCUAUCUCAUCCAGAAUGGGCCCCCAGUUGUGAGAGCAUCUGAGUCGGGGGCUGUCUCUGAGAAGCAGCCAUCCUGCAGGUCGACUCUGAAGAGAUGUGCAGCCUCAUUCGCUGUAACGUAGCUUUUACCUUGUUUGGGAUGAUGAUUUCCAGAGUCAUUUGCCAUCAGAACUGGGAACCCGAGUCAGUCCUCGUUCUGAGUCCACACGGCUGGCUUGAUUCUGCCAUCCCACCCACCUCGCCCAUGGGGGAUGGUGCGCCAUCUCUGUGGACAGAGCGUGUGCCGGGUCCCCAGAACUAGCCACCCCCGCCCCUUCCCCGUGUCACAGCCCCCCUCCCCUUGUUCCCAGCAGGUUGGCUGGCUCCAAUCUCAGAGUGGCUGUGGCCGGAUUUAUGAUCAGUGAUGUGAGAAAUGUACGUGAUCGUCUUCAUUUUGGUUUAGGCUGGAAGUGUAAACUCUAGAAGCGACUGGGUCUAGUUAAGCCUGAGAACUGCUGGACAGUGGCCUUCAUUUUCAGCCCGGGAGGCCUCCCACAGCUGUGCGGCCGCGGAGUGGUCAGCGUAGAGGUACACGCCUGCGGACGUGGGGGGGGGGUACCAGAACAGUGUGUGUGGAGACUUGCGACUGUCACUGUGGAGAGGGGCAGGGACCAGACCUUACUGGCAGAGCCGGGCCUCUCUUCUCGACGUGAGUACCGUCGGCUCCCCGAGGCCCAUUCAUCCGAGAUCGUGUCCCGUCAUGAGCUUCUCACAGAUUGUAAGAGUUUUGCUCAGUCGUUCAGAUUAUUAGCAUCUCCCAACGAAUCAUGUGAUGCCGCCAGGUCACGGCCCCCGAGCACACCUGGGUGUGGAGGACUCGGGAGCCCGGUGAGCUCUGUGUUGGCGAUGUUGCCUCCCAGGCUCUGCACGGGGCCAGGCGUCAGCGGCUGUCGCUCCAUUGUGUUUCCCUCCUGUGGACUUCCUCCCUGUCCCCGCUGCCUGCUGUCCCUGCUCCACGUCCAACAGCAGUGGGAAAGGCCGGGGACGAGAAGGCCUGCACUCACCCGCCGGCAGGUCCCACCCGCUGUCCUGCCGAGGUCGGUCCCCUGAGUCUCAGGCCUGCUUCCCCUCAAGUGCCUUGUUCAGAGAAGUGCCCUCCAGCCCCCUGGCGCUGCCGUCCCCGAGUGCCCCCUGUCUGACGAGCUGCGGCAUUGAAAACAGAAGGCUGGUCCCUCGUCUCCAGAUGCAGAGUAUAAAGUGUCCCAGGAGGGGCCGCGGGGCCUAAGCCCGCUUCCUCCCGCCCGCUACGGCUCAGAGACGCCCCCCGCUUCACGCACUCCUGCUUGGGUGCGCAGGUAGUUGGUUUUACAUGAAUCAUAUUUAUAUCUUUUGUACGCUACAGAAAUAAAAAGUGAUUUCUAUGACAA
Camelus dromedarius (Arabian camel) is the source of this 3623-nucleotide messenger RNA. It is a transcript of the gene TULP3, whose product is annotated as TUB like protein 3. The record is from RefSeq and is a predicted model, not a curated record. Gene Ontology annotation, cellular component: cilium. Gene Ontology annotation, biological process: protein localization to cilium. NCBI's taxonomy places the organism in Eukaryota, Metazoa, Chordata, Mammalia, Artiodactyla, Camelidae. The transcript has 12 exons. Bases 52 to 1680 code for a protein of 542 amino acids.